Messenger RNA from Actinia tenebrosa (Australian red waratah sea anemone), 909 nucleotides. RefSeq lists its product as uncharacterized. The record is from RefSeq and is a predicted model, not a curated record. Lineage: Eukaryota; Metazoa; Cnidaria; Anthozoa; Actiniaria; Actiniidae. Gene Ontology annotation, biological process: calcium ion transport. Gene Ontology annotation, molecular function: monoatomic cation channel activity. Gene Ontology annotation, cellular component: plasma membrane.
GGCUUCAACAUGAAAGCACUGAGCUGGAAGUAUUUCCAAGGCCUAGGUCUUCCAUGUUUUCUCGCAAKUUUUUUGUUUUUAAUCUGCAUCAAGACUUGCGUGUGUCAAAAUGACAAUAUCAGACCAACGCCAGAUUCCUUUCGUCCAAGACCAGCCAGCAGCCCAGUCCACCRUCCCCCUUCAAGAUCAGCUCCUGAUCGGCAUCCCUCAUCCGCUUAUCCUCCAGAAAUACGACCCAGUGCAUCUCGGGAUCCCAUUGAUCGGUCACGUGCUCCUCACKCAAGCGUGUUGCCUGGUCAACCGAGAACUACCACAGCUGCUGUCUGCAAAGAUGGCUCGUGUGACGCAACAAACCAACCCAGCCCUUCUCCAUCGAAUACGCCAGAAUCCAGUAAAUGCCUAAUACUUGAACCUGGUAAAGCGAUGACAGAAUCAAUUCCCCUGCGCGCAGGCCUAGUAGCCGUAAUACUCGAUUCACGUUACCAAGGGGCCUGGCAGUAUUCCUUUGAUAAUAACUACUGGAAAGUGGCCAUAUGUCCGCCUGGACAAGAUCUUGUGCUGUCUGUGAGAAGCUUUCUAAGGUAUGACAUAGAYGACAUCAAUGCAUGCAUGACCGCUGUUUUGAAGACCAUUGACUCAUUUAUGGAUAAGAUGAACUAUGUAUACAGUGGAUUGCUCGAUGUAAUUUACAAAGCGUUUGAAAUAACCAAAGAAAAGGAGGCAGUCACGAUAGAUGGAUUGCUUACCACUCUUCAGCAACUAAGACGAACCGUCGAUAGGCAAUUUUUGAUACAUGUUACRAGAGCACAAGACAUUUUAGAAAAAGUCAAAAGUAUAUGCGUUGGCAAAAUGAAGAAAAAAACCUUUUUUAAAUGGUAUGAUAAAACCAUUUCUCCAUAUGUAAAAAAG